GCCGCGGGCAGAGGGGGAGGGCACAAUCGGAGGCAGCCCCGAAGGCUGGGGGGUCCGAGAUCGAGUCUGCGGGGCGCGCGGGCAGGGGUUUAGCCAGCUGGGGUUCGACAUCGGAGAGGCAAUACUGGCGUGGGGGGCCUGGGGAAGGCGGUAUCGUGUGAAAGGACCAACCCGGGUCCAGGCAAGAGGGAAGGGAUUUGAGCCUACAAGGAUCCAGCUCGAUUGAAGGUACCGUAUACAGCAAAUCAGGAUUCAGAGAAUCAGUCUCUCCCCGCCCCUCCACCUUUUUAUUUUUUCCACUCUUGUUUGGCUCUUAACAGCGAUGUGGGUGCCCGGACUCCUGGGUCCCUUGGCCCUGCUGGCCUUUUCUGCAGGUGGCUGCCAGGGACUGUCCUUCCAGCUUCCACCGCAGACGCGCAAGUGUCUGAAAGAGGAGCUUCACCGAGAUGUGAUGGUCACCGGGGAAUUCGUGGUCUCGGAAGCCACUGCGCCGGGGAUCAGGACAGACUUGCGGGUUACGGACUCCUCUGGCCACCUCUUGUACUCCAGAGAUGAUGCCAAGAAAGGAAAAUUUGCCUUCACCACGGACGACUAUGAGAUCUAUGAGAUUUGCUUUGAGAGUCAUGGCCAGCCAGGGAAUUUCCGGGUGCCUGACCAACUGGUCACCCUCGAUAUCAAGCACGGUGUGGAGGCACGGAAUUAUGAAGACAUUGCGAAGGCUGAGAAACUCAAGCCCUUGGAGGUGGACCUUCGUCGGCUCGAGGACCUUUCCGAAUCCAUCGUCAAAGACUUUGCCUUCAUGAAACAACGCGAGGAGGAGAUGCGUGAUACCAAUGAAUCCACCAGCGCUCGGGUCUUCUACUUCAGCAUUUUCUCCAUGCUCUGCCUUGUGGGUCUGGCCACUUGGCAGGUCUUCUACCUCAGACGUUUCUUCAAAGCCAAGAAACUCAUCGAGUGAUUGAGGUCCGGUUUGGGCACAGGGGGAGAGGCAAGAAGUGGGCGGCCCCCAUUUACUGGACUCCCCUGCCUAGUUGUGCCAUGGAUCUAGCCUACAACCUGUUAGGUGUGAACCAUGCUCAAUCUCUCUCCGCUGAAUUAUUCCACUCCAAAGGUGACUGGAUUCUCCACCCCCACCCCGGGAUUUCCUUGUGGCCAGGAGGACUCGGUGGAACCUGACAACUGGACUGGAUCUCUUUGCUAGCCGGGAAUGGAGCGAUUCAUCAGACAAGGCAUGGAUUCUGGAGAGCACAUUAGAAAACCACUUGCUGUUCCUCCCAAACCGACUGUGGUGCUUGUCUGCUCUGCAGGGUGGUGGUGGUGGGAAUGUGGUGGGGCGGGUGUUUUAAUUAGACUCUGUAAUUUAAGUCCCAAGUGCUAAGCGUAAUACUUUGAAAGUAAUAAAUUUUGGUUCCUA
Molecule: messenger RNA, 1414 nt
Organism: Zootoca vivipara (common lizard)
Lineage: Eukaryota; Metazoa; Chordata; Lepidosauria; Squamata; Lacertidae
Source: RefSeq, a predicted model, not a curated record